Molecule: messenger RNA, 405 nt
Organism: Stegodyphus dumicola
Lineage: Eukaryota; Metazoa; Arthropoda; Arachnida; Araneae; Eresidae
Product: protein ZBED8-like
Source: RefSeq, a predicted model, not a curated record
AUGUGCUUGGACGAAAGCACAGAUAUAAAUAACCAUGCAAAGCUAGUAAUAAUUUUACGUUAUGCUGUUAGUGAUACGAUGAGAGAAGAGCUGGUUAAAUUGGCAUCUUUCCCCGAAAGAACACAAGGAAUAGAUAUUUACAAUGCUGUGGUGGAAGCUUUUUUGCAACAAGGCAUAAGACCAGAAAAAGUAGUUUCAAUUACUACUGAUGGUGCGUCUUGCAUGUUGGGAACAGCAUCUGGUUUCAUACAGUUCUUCGUUAAAGAAUCAAAACAUCCAGUUAUUCAGUUUCAUUGUCUCAUUCACCCAGGAGCUCUUUGUGCCAGGAAAAGUUUCAAAAUAUUAGACGAUAUUCUCAAAGAUGUCACCAAAAUGGUGAAUUACAUCAAUGGCUCGAGCUCUUAG